AUGGCCAUGUAUUUUGCUGUAUUAUUGUUUGUUUUGAUUCUUGUAUUACAGCAAACAAUACACACAGAUUCGUUUCUUUCACCUAUUCGACGUACUAAUAAUAAUGAAAAUCGUCGAUUACAUACUAUUCGACGUCUUCGAGCUCCACUUAUGGGUCGAUCAUUAUUACCAACCAUACAAAAAAAUGAUGAUGAUGAUGAUGAUUUUAUUAAUGAUGUAUCAAGCACUAGCAAUAUGAAUGAUGAUGAAUUACCUGUUGUUACUAAACGACGACAUGGUAGUGUACCGUUAUUUGGUCGACGAUGGAUACUUGGAAAACGACGAGGACCACUUUAUGGUUAA
Rotaria sp. Silwood2 is the source of this 342-nucleotide messenger RNA. Lineage: Eukaryota; Metazoa; Rotifera; Eurotatoria; Philodinida; Philodinidae. The record is from the annotation of a GenBank genome assembly.